This is a messenger RNA of Pyricularia grisea, 1512 nucleotides long. RefSeq lists its product as uncharacterized. Lineage: Eukaryota; Fungi; Ascomycota; Sordariomycetes; Magnaporthales; Pyriculariaceae. The transcript is spliced from 3 exons. The record is from RefSeq and is a predicted model, not a curated record. The coding region runs from base 1 to 1512 and encodes 503 amino acids.
AUGCCUACAAAAUCAUACACAGGCAGCUACACCGGCAGUGGCAGCGGCACCAAAAGGUCACGACCUCUACGACGCUCCCUGGGUGGCGGCGAAGCGCGGACAAGGCCCCGACUUCUGGACCGUCCAUGGAUGUCACGGCUAAUGGUGGCCUCGCUGCUGGGUCUGCUGAUUUUCAGCAUCAUGGGCUUUAUUGUCAGCUGCAUCGUGCUGAGCGGACUCGCAGGACUCCCGGAGCUGUGCUUGGCGCAGGCGUUUCUGUUCUUUGCGUGUUGCCUGUCACUCAUCUACCUCGCCCUUCAUCUAAUCGCAGCGACGAGGAACUUGCCUGUCGAUAGGCAGAGGGCACUACAGCACCCAUUACAGUCGUGGGCGACGGUUGUAGCGAGUAUAGCCCUGGUAUUUUGGGUGCUAUCAGUCAUUGCAGUGCCGGCUUCUUUUGUGAAGGUUGAUAAAAAGAUGGUCGACUUACGGCCAGGCCAUGUUGAUAUUGUGGUUUGUGUUUUUGGACUUAUCUCUAUAAGCAUCGUCACAGUCGUCAUCGAAUACUCGGAAGCCCCUUUUACACUACCUCGCAUCACGCCAGAGCAUAUAACCUGCCGCUUGAGUUCUCUGGGUGUCGACGAAGAGGCAUUCGUGAGCGUUUCUCGACAGUGCUCAGCCGGAAUGGUGUCUGAGAAGCCCAAGACAAUAAAUGAGUGUGACUAUUCUCAGCAUCCGACGGCACAAGAACGGAUACAAAAGGCCGUCUUUGAGAGGCAGACAAAACUUGCGAAACCAGUCCCAACAGGGAAACAGACAAGCAGGGUCGUUUCGUCACCUCUAGGGCCAAGACCAAUGCAAAGUACAAUACCAGAGGGCAGAGAGCCACAACCGUUUAGACCAGGAUCUACAAAGCCGCUCAGAAGGCCUGUUCCACAAGUCAUCCUACCACAAGAGCCAAGGCCCACUCACGUCGGUGUUCAAGCAGAAGGGUGGAAGACGCAGUGGAGCGAACUCAAAAGCGAAGCCGGCAUCACAUCAGAAGGUAGCACGCCUACAAUCACUCCAGCGACGAGCAUAUCGACCAGCCAAUACUCUCACACAAGGCGACCUCCAUCUAGGGAUGUGAGACGACAGCAGAACGAUAGGAUUUCUCUCCGAGUACCACCACCUAUGCCGAGAAGCCAACCGGUCAGGGAUUCAAGGUACGUUGGUCAGCAGGGGAGGGCGUUAUAUCCGCCAAGGCCACCUGGGGGAUUCGUUGAUAGGACGAUACCGGUGCGCGCGCAUCAAAGUAUGUUGCCUGAUGUGCAAAGGAUGCCAGGGCCGAUGACAGCACGGAUAGACCAUAGGCCGAGGGUGAUGCCGACUGGUGCAGUCCAGGCUGGAUAUAACGGGCGGGAGGUUGAGCAGGCGGCUAGACGGCAGAGGGUUGAAGAUUUUGCUAUUGGGAGAGAGAGGUUGGAUAAUGAUAUGUCUGGUAAGAGUAGGAGGCAGACUAGCAAUCCUCGAGUGCCGGGUAGUUGGGACUGA